GGAUAUAAAGUAUUAACACAACAAUACUGGAGAGCAGUACUUAGAUUGUAAGCUCUUGUAAGUAUGGUCCUCCUACUUCCAAUUUCUGGUACUGCAAUGGGCUACAAUAAGAAAAAUUGCUGUCUCUGAUAUACUUAAUUGUUAUUAUUCCUUCCCUGGGGAGGCUGCUAUAACCCUGUAAUACCCCAUCAGUACUUCAUGUACAUCCAUUCAUUCACAGGAAGCUAUAUAAUGAAUAAAGCUAUGGUAGAUGCAGAAGAAAUAAGGCACAAAUACAGUUUGCUGUAUACAGCUAAACUGUUUGGAAUCUGGACAGCUUUUUACUACAUGUCAAGACAUGAUACAAGUUUGCAAUAAACAUUCUACUAUAUAUUCUGCUCUAGUAUACAGCAGCAUCACUAAAAAGCUUACCCGUGCUAUUACCAUAAUGGCUAGCUGUGCAAAGCCAAGUCAUUAGCUCAGCAUGUGAAACACAUUGUUCAGAGAUUUGACACCAGCUGCCUACUUGAAAGGGCAUUUUCAUUCAAUGCCUUCUAAAACACCCUUAAUAAAGAAGCUUUUGAGAAGCUGUUGGGUGAGGGGGCUAGGGAUGUCUAUUUAAAGGCAUUGUGUUUGAGGAGAAGGCAUUAAAGCACAAGCCCUACAAGAAGAAACAUGGGUACAGUUUGGCUCUGGAUAUGCCUGGUUAUACAGGUUUCUUGGACUUUUCCCAUGCACUUUAGGAAACAUAAUGGACUCACAUUGCUGAGAAACAAAGUGGAAAGCCCUGGAGAUCCUAAUAACUUCAUCAAAAUAAGCAGAACUGAACAUCACUUGAAGGAAAGGAUGGAUACCUUCCUGGAGAUAAUUGGUGGGAGACGUAGCAAUAGGCAGGACAUACUGAAAUACCAUCGGGCGCAGUGUACAUACAUGAGCCAACCAUGGACACGGAGCCAGGAUAUAAUUUACCAACAGGAUCCCAGUGCUAUGUUCUUGUUUAGAGUAUUUACAGGGCCCCUGAGACCAACGUUUCCUCAUCAGAAUCUUUUCAGAUACAUGAGCAGAAUUUAUCGGUGCUGCAAACUAGGGUUCACCUGUAAGAGGGUAAAAGGACUUCAAGGAACAUGGGCUCGUGGUGCUGGGAAGAAGGAAGUGGAAUUUUCCAUUGACUCCGAAAUCAUUAAUCUUUCGAUUCUAAGGGCUGAACUCCAUUUGGAAGUGUCUUUAAGAAGUAACCAGCUCAGUGUUGUUCCAGUCCUUACAGCAAAAGGCGUUACUUUUUCAAGCUUCACAGAAUUAAGGAGUGACCAUGGCAUGGAUCUAGCACUGGAUGUAAUGUUCCUAUUGCAAAUGUUAAAGGAAACGGAUACUGAGGAAAUGAUGAAUGAAGAAGUAACAGAGCUGAGCCUGGCAUUGCACUGCUUUCACAAUGAGCUCCCAGUUCCUUGCCAUCUCUAUGGGGUAUCACUGCUUCACCCACCCUUUCUAGCUCUUCAGUAUGAAUGAUAACUUAAUAUAUUGGAUGCACGUUUCAAGAAGCAGUGCACAUUGGAAGCUAAUUGAGCAAAGAGAUGCGUCAUUAAUACUUCCAUGUUGUACUCUGUCUUCAUAUACAACUUGAUGAGUGGACUGUAAUAUGCUAAAAUAGCCAGGGUGCCUUUUGGAAGUCAGAAAGAAAUUACUCAUCUGUUUAUGGAUAUCCAUCAUAUUAUAAGUAGUUGGGGCAAUUAGCCUUCCAUUUAUUUGCCUGGUGUCUAAUUUGUAUCAAUGGCAAAAGAGAAAUCUGGCACAUCUCUUAGUUAUUCUUACUUUCCAUGUAUUUUGUAAGCAGAAAGCUGUCUGGUCUCCUUGAAUAAUGCAGCUGAAUGCUUCUUUCAUAUACUGUCCAUAGUCCGUUAUCAAUUCCAUAGCUAUAUGAACCUCUCUGGCAUGCACUCCUUUACUAAUGAAUAACUAAGGCUAGUCACCCUUUCCUUAUAGUCUAUAAAAUCAGAGUGCAAGGUCUUGUUCUAGCACUUGUUUUAUUAUGCGACAAGAUGUUAUUCUCUGAAAUUAGAAAGCCAUAAAGCGGCACACCAAUCUAAGCCAAUCAGCUUACAAAGACUGUGAUGGUAUAGCAAUGGCCAUGAAGCCAUACGUUAGAGGACAUAAUCCCAAUGACAGUAUGCAGCAGCUAUGUGGAAUACAUGCCCAUAUAUGUAUUUUGUUUUAUUAUUUAUUUAUAAAAAGGCAAAACUAUUUAAUGGUGUUAAAACAGGAAUAAAAAAAGGAAAUGGGGGCAAAGACAAUUUCAUUUAGUGAACAGUCCAUAUAGAGUAGAUAUCAGAAGAACCCCCUAGUGACCAAAAGAGGGUAAAACAUGUACCAACUUCUGUGCUAUUAAAAAAGGAGUAAAACUUUGUUUAUAUAAUUCCAUUAAAAACUUUAACAGCCCCAUGCGGAUAGCCUAACGUGCUUUAUGCUUACCCAAGCACUUGGGAGCCUAUGAUUAAGCAUGAAACACGUUAGGCUAUCCACAUGGGGCUGUUAAUGUUUUUAAUGAUUUAAAAUAAACAAAGUUUUACUCUUUUUUAAGUAGCACAGUUUAUAACUGGUACAUAUUGAAUGGUGUUGUACAAAUGAGAAACUAAAAUCAGCCGUAGUCUACAAAGAUUCCGACAGACGUCAGGGUUCUACUGUAGGUAUGAAAUAAAUUGAAAUAAUCACAGCUCUUAACAACUUAGCAUAAAAGGAAUUCAUUCCCCUUGUCAUUAUUAUCUAGCCACUGUGAGACCAACAUGUAGGUACAUUAGAGGUGACAAAGGUACAAACCAUAACUGAACUGUAACUAAAAGUAUAACCAAAAUGUUUUGCCACUUUAUAGGGAAAACUGAAAAUAUUAUUUUUCCUGAGCAGUUUUCCCAGAACACCGCCACCAUAAUCUGACAAACUAUAAUUACCUAAGGAGGCAAAAAUGUAUUUAUAGGAAAGCAUUUGUAAGCAGCUGAAAUAUAUUUCCAUAUCCUUUGUUAUAAAAGUCAUUGUAUGUGCACUUUCAUGUGAGGUAAAUAUGUAUAUAGAUAUUCUCUUAUUCAUUACCUGUUGGUUUUAUAUGCAAUUAAAUCAGCUUAAAAAAUGA
Messenger RNA from Xenopus tropicalis (tropical clawed frog), 3097 nucleotides. RefSeq names its product wnt agonist XB5848002 (gene bighead). The record is from RefSeq and is a predicted model, not a curated record. NCBI's taxonomy places the organism in Eukaryota, Metazoa, Chordata, Amphibia, Anura, Pipidae. The transcript is spliced from 3 exons. The coding region runs from base 655 to 1485 and encodes 276 amino acids.